Molecule: messenger RNA, 2916 nt
Organism: Prunus armeniaca (apricot)
Lineage: Eukaryota; Viridiplantae; Streptophyta; Magnoliopsida; Rosales; Rosaceae
Source: the annotation of a GenBank genome assembly
AUGCUUGAGCCAAGGGAAGCUGAUAUACCUGCCCUGUUUCUGGUUUUCGUUGUGCUGCCUUUGGUUGCUUACGUUUUACUUGGAAAAUGGAGUGAGGCAUCUAAGAAGAGAGAGAGGGUAAGUUUGCUUGCUCAACUGGCUGCAGAAGAAGCACUUAGAGCAGAAGCAAUGGCUGUUGCUGAUGUUAUUCCUCCUGUGUCUCCUUCGAAGAAUGGACUUCAUGCAUGUGCCAGAUGCUUUAGUCCAUCUACAACCCGCUGCUCUAGAUGCAAGUCUGUCAGAUAUUGUUCUGGGAAAUGUCAAAUAAUUCAUUGGAGGGAAGUUCACAGGCAAGAAUGCCUGCAGUUGGAACCUACAAGUUCAAGCUCAUCCCCUAAGUCUGUCUCAUUUGGAGAAUCUUUUCACGAGAAGUUCUUACUUAAUGACAGCAUCAAUUCACAGUACUUUGGGUGUAAUAUGGAGCAGAUUUUGGCUGAGGAAGCACCAGCUGAUAAUAUAAUGUAUCCUUCUAUAAGCACUGGUGUCCCUGCUGCUACGGUUGACUGUGCUUCAGUUGAUCCCUCUCAAGUCCCCAUGCUGGAGAGAAAGCGGGUUUCCCGAAAAUCCAACAGAGAACUGUUCAGAAAAAAAGUUGGAAUUGCAUUUGAUUCUUCUGAAGAAGCAUCCUGUGGUUGGACUACCCAAUCAACCCCUUCUAAUGUUAUUUCAUCAAAAGAUGUUUUUAUGGAGCAUAAGUUAAGAAAUUUUGACUCUCACUUAUCAGAGGAAGAAAAUCGUAAGAAACAAAGUUUCCAUAUUUCUGACAAUUAUAUUAAAGGACAAGCUACUUCAAGAAAUACAGUGCAGGAGAAUGAUAUGUUUCAAAGUCAACAUGGCAACAUAUAUGAAUCAAGAAGCAACUCUGGAUUAACAUCCUCGUCAUAUUCUUCCAAAUGUGGAACAGAUGUGCAUGAAAUUGGGUUGGACUUCAUUCCGAAUGGAGGAAAUCCCCUUAAAGGGGAAACAACAUCCAAUGUUGAAACAACGGAGUACAAAUGUACUGAAAUGACUGCAUUGAAGGCCAGCGUAAAGGCUAAAAGAGCUCCGUAUUCUCUUGGGACCAAGGUGUCUAAAUUGCCCAAAUCAACAAUGGAAGUCUCUGGAGAGCAGUAUUGCUCAGAGAUAGAGACGCAGGGACGCAUUGCUGAAGAUUCCAAAGUAGCUGGAAUGAGAGAUACCAGCACACAGGGGAGCAACGGAAUUGCAAACUUAAGGAUCAUGAAGAUGAUGGGUCUAAAGAAGCCAAAAACCAUAACCAGAGAGGAUGCCCCUGAAGUCAAUGGUUAUCGACACAAAACCAAGAAGGUCCUGUUCCCUUAUGAUGAGUUUGUGAAGUACUUUCAGUGUGAAGUCUUUGACUUAUCACCUCGAGGCCUUUUGAAUUGUGGGAACAGUUGCUAUGCAAAUGCCGUCUUGCAGUGCUUAACCUGCACAAAGCCUCUCAUUAUGUAUUUGCUUCGUAGAUCACAUUCAAGCGCCUGUUGUGGUAAAGACUGGUGUCUCAUGUGUGAACUGGAGCAACAUGUGAUGAUGCUACGAGAAAUUGGGGGCCCCCUUUCUCCUAGCCGAAUUCUUUUUCACAUGAGGAGUAUUAAUUGCCAAAUUGGUGAUGGAAGUCAGGAAGAUGCACAUGAAUUUUUAAGGCUUCUAAUUACAUCAAUGCAAUCUAUAUGCUUGGAGGGGCUAGGUGGUGAAAACAAGGUUGAUCCCAGAUUGCAAGAAACAACUUUUAUACAACAUACAUUUGGUGGGCACCUCAGAUCAAAGGUCAAGUGUUUGAGAUGUCAUCAUGAGUCGGAACGAUAUGAAAACAUCAUGGAUCUAACAUUAGAAAUAUUUGGUUGGGUUGAGUCACUUGAGGAUGCACUGACUCAAUUUACCACCCCUGAAGAUUUGGAUGGAGAAAACAUGUACAGAUGCGGAAGCCAGGAAGCAAUUGAGCAUACACGAAGCUCCAAAUAUCCUGACAAUUGUCUUGAAGAGAUUUCAGGGCGACAUUCCUCCACUUUACUUGCUCUACGCCGUUGUGGUGCAUUUGGAUACGCAGAAUGCAUCUUUUCCUCUGGACAUUAUGUGGCAUAUGUGAAAGACAUGCGAGGCAAUUGGUUCAGGAUAGAUGACACUCAGGUUCAGCCCGUUUCAAUGAGCCAGGUUAUGAUGGAAGGAGCAUAUAUUUUAUUUUACAUGAGGUCUUGUCCCCGCCCUCAAAGAGCAUUCACUGGAAAAUCUAUUAGGCAGCAAGUUCCGAAUGUUGAAAACCAUUGCAUGUCAAAAGCUCAGAAGGCAAGGCCAGGUCAAAGCAAACACAGCAGCCAAUUUGUUAGCCCAGUGCAUUUACCAGAUGAUAUCAGGCCAGAAAUCGCAAAUAGCUUUGCCAAUAGUACCUCCAGUGACAUCUUUAGGAGUUCUAAUGGGAAUGUUUUCCCAAUGACGGAAACAUAUGGUGAGCCCAUCGGCGUGGAGUUCUCUGAUGCUACAUCAAGCGAUUGGUCCCUUUUUACAAGUUCCGAUGAGGCCUCUUUCACAACUGAGAGUACUAGAGACUCUUUUAGUACAGUAGAUUAUGCUGAUGCAGGCAAUAUCUCGUCAAUUUUCAACACCUUAUAUGCUCCAGAGUAUUCUCGCAGUUCUGUUUCAUGCAGAAAAUUUUCAAAUAGUAGGCCAAACACUAGGUUUGUUUCCAAGGACAAGGGCCUUUUGUUGGAUUCGUACUUGUCAACCCAUCCCAUUGACAGAGUACAGAAUCGAAACUAUUCAAAACAGGUCAGUGAUUCACCGACUGCACACCUUCCAGAUGGUAAAUGCAGCACUUUUGUAAGAUAUGGGAGUAACCCAGUACACUUUCUCGACCGAACGUCUGAUCAUUGUAAACUUUAA